Malania oleifera is the source of this 1881-nucleotide messenger RNA. RefSeq names its product organic cation/carnitine transporter 3-like. Lineage: Eukaryota; Viridiplantae; Streptophyta; Magnoliopsida; Santalales; Ximeniaceae. The record is from RefSeq and is a predicted model, not a curated record. Gene Ontology annotation, biological process: transmembrane transport. The coding region runs from base 184 to 1737 and encodes 517 amino acids. Gene Ontology annotation, cellular component: membrane. Gene Ontology annotation, molecular function: transmembrane transporter activity. The transcript has a single exon.
UUUUUUUUAUGCUUUAAAAUUAAAUGGAUAAAUUGGGUUAACCCAUUUUAUUAUAACUGGAAAUACAUGUACGUUGCUUGCGGAUAAGCAGCCACCAUACAUUUCUCACAAUAAUAUAUCCGCAAUCCCAUCACCGACAAGGCGCGGAAGGGGAAGCGCAAGUAGCUGCGAGCGCAACCACACAUGGCGGGUUCAUCGACUCCCCUCCUCUCCGAUUCAGACUCCGCCUCCAAAUCGGAAACUACUCCGAAACUCCAAAAGCACCUUCCCUCCCUCGACGACGCUAUCGAGCAGUGUGUCGGAGAAUCCCGCAAAUCCCAGCUCUGUCAAGCCCUCCUCGUCUCCUGCGCUUGGAUCUUCGACGCUCAACAAACAUUCAUCAGCAUCUUCGCCGACGCAGUCCCCAAGUGGCACUGCACUCCCCUCGCCGCCCACUCCUGUAACUCCUCCGCCUCCGCCACCGUCUGCCAACUCCCCGACCACUCAUGGGCCUGGGAUUUGCCCCCACAUGCAUCCACACUGUCCGAAUGGUCCCUCGAGUGCUCCGGUUCCGUCGUCUCCGGACUCCCCGCCUCCUCGUUCUUCGUGGGCUGUCUUGUCGGCGGCCUCGCACUGUCCACCCUCGCCGACUCGGUCGGCCGCAAGAAAACCCUCUUCCUCUCCUGCUUCCUCAUGUCUUUCACAGGCAUGUUGACCGCUCUCUCCCCCAACGUCUGGGUCUAUUCCGCCCUCAAAUUCGUUGCUGGCGUCGGGCGAUCCACCAUCGGAAGCUGCGUGCUCGUCUUGUCCACGGAGACCGUCGGAAAACGGUGGCGAGGACACGUAGGUGUCCUCGGAUUCCUCUGUUUCACUCUGGGAUUUCUAUCCUUACCCGCCAUAGCCUUCAUAAACCGCGGCUCUUCCUGGCGAGUCCUGUAUGUCUAUACUUCCUUCCCCACGCUCUUCUACUGCAUACUAAUCCAUUUCUGCGUUCGCGAAUCUCCCCGGUGGCUCUUCGUGCAAGGACGCAGAGAAGAAGCCGUGAGCACUCUGAAAAGCAUAGCCGCUCCGAGCCCCCUCACCAUGAGCUUCUCCGGCGUUGUUCCAUCCCACGACGCAGAAACUUUCAACUUCUACUCGUCUCUAAAGAUCCUUUUGCAGAAGAGAUGGGCCAUGCAGCGGUUAUCGGCGUCUAUGGCCGUCGGUUUCGGUGUCGGAGUGGUGUAUUACGGGAUGCCUCUGGCGGUUGGAAACUUGCCGUUCAAUCUCUACCUGAGCGUCACGUUUAACGCGUUGGCCGAGAUUCCGUCGUCUCUGGCCACGAUUGUUCUGAUAGAGAGGUUGAACAGGAGGAGUGGGGUGCUGUUGUGCUGUGGACUGACCGGGAUUUGUAGCGUGGCGUGCGCGUGGGCGAAAGGCCCGUCGGCGGUAGGCCUGGAGCUGGUGUCGUUUUUUAGCGGGUGCACUGCGUGCAACAUGGUGCAGAUAUUCGCGAUAGAGCUGUUCCCGACGUGCGUGAGGAACUCGGCGAUGACGAUGCUGCGGCAGGCGAUCAUGUUCGGCGGCGUGUUUGGCCCGGUGAUAGUCUCCGCCGGGAGAGCGAACCGGUGGCUUUCCUACGGGGUGUUCGGGGUGGUGACAGGGUGUUGUGGGUUGCUUGCGGUAUGCUUGCCGGAGACGAGGGGCCGGACUCUCUCUGACACAAUCGACGAAGAGGAGCAGAAGAACGCGAGUACACGGGCAGCCAUCAGUGUGUAGUGUAAUGGGGCGGUGGAUUUUAAUAUUAUUAUUCUAUUUAUUAUCUUGAAAAAGAGUAUGUAUUUUGGAUUGAUGCAUCCAUAUUUAACUUAAUUAUAAGAUGUACUUUGUAUCUAUUUAAUAUAAAUACAUUUUAUUUAUUAA